Messenger RNA from Caenorhabditis auriculariae, 4954 nucleotides. Lineage: Eukaryota; Metazoa; Nematoda; Chromadorea; Rhabditida; Rhabditidae. The record is from the annotation of a GenBank genome assembly.
AUGAACCCGACGGACUUUUGUGUGUUCCAGUCCUUUUCGUGUUUUUGCACGAUCCGUGGCGGUCAGCAAUGUUUGCCAGUCUAGGUGUGUAUUUCGCUACGUAGAAGCGUGCUGACGUAGCCAACGGCGAGAGCUGCCGCGAGCAUCUCCGUGGGCAAUUCCGGCCGGCGGAGACGCGUACCCGCCACCGACCAACCGGUUUUGGCGCGACGGCUUGCGAUUUCGACGCGCAUGCACUUGUCUGUCGGCGUGUCUGUAUCUCUGAUCCUCUUCGACGUUCUUCGCCGCCCCCAGCCACCGCCGACGCCGACGUCGACGCCGACGCUCCACCCUUUCCCUUUCCAAAUAGAAACCGUUUCUUGUAGGAUGAUGCACUUUUCUUUUUUUUAUUCAUCUUCACUCCCUUUUUUGUCGCAAGGCCUUCAGGCUUAACCCUCAUUCGAACGUUUUUUUUUCAUUUUGGGUUUUACGUUCCGUCUGCCUUGCGAGCAGCUGCGCGGCAAUGAGUUAUGUGGCGCAUUCGUCUUUUCUAUUUCGAAAAUCCAGCCACGUUUGCUUCUUUCGGUUCAACUGAAUAGUAUUCGUCCCAACGAAUUUAAAUAUUUUUUUUCCUAACUGUAUACUCUGGACAAAGUUUUCUGACAUUAUUUAUUGAAUUUUCCGAUCAAUUUGUUUUCUAAAUUCACUUGUGUCUGUAUUAUCAGGAAGUCUGAAUCAUGAAAGUUUAAAUAAGAUAUCUUUGCUUUCAGACUUGUUACUGAAGCGAUGAUAAAUUAUCAUUUUAUCUGAUCAGAAUAAAUUUCUACGACAGUUCGAUCGAAAUAAUCUCAGAAAAAAUUUUUUUUCAAGUUUUUCAAAGCGCUUCUCAGCAUUUGAACAAAAAUUCGUAUUUUUAUUUCGUACUCUUUCUAAUUUUGCUGAAUUAUAGAGAAACAGGUAGAUUUUUUCAAGUUUUCAACCAUAGAACAUUCCUGUUUCAUACAUUUUUUUUUUGAAUAGAAAGUAGUUGGAAAAAUAAAAAAAAAUUUUCCAAGAGAAUUCGAUUAUCACAAAAAUGCGAAACGAUAUUUGUUCAAAAACAUGGAAGCGAGAAUUCUCAUCUUUCAGAAGAGAAUCUGCAUUCCCAAGAUGAAAUGACGGCCAUUCCAUCAUUUUCUGAUCAAGGUUGAUUGAAAUCUGCAGAAGAAAUCUAUCGCGACCGACAAUUUUUUAUAUCUUUCGCAUCAAGAAAGCUCCACGAACUUUUGUGGAAAAUUGAUAUUAAAAAAUUUUUUGCAUUUUCAUAUCGAUGGUUUCAAAAGACUUAUGGGAUACUUUUAAUUUUUGAUGAAUUUUUAGCGUACUAAAAACAGCUAGUUUGAUGAUGGUAGCGCAGUAAAGUUCAAAAUUUCUUUGGAGUGAGGGAAAAAAAAUACUGUUAGAAAAAAAUUUGCAUUCAAAAAAAUACAAUAAAUUUCUUCAGCGUUUGAAAAAGAUUUUAUCGUAAAAAAAAGAAAAAGCACAUAAAGGUGAUGAGUCAGAAAAAAGGAUCUGCUUGAAAAAAAGCUCCUUAAAAACUGUGAAGUCAUACGGUUACUUAAAAUGACUAGCGCAUCUUCAGAAGUUAAAUUUCUGAUGUGAUGAAUGAAAAUAUUUUUUUUUCAAAUUAGUUUGAUUAUUUAAAGAAACCCUCGAAAAGGAAGAAUCGGGAAAGUGCGAUGGUCGGGUGCAGAACACACCGUACGGGGUCUCUGCAGAUUGUUUGCACUUUUGGUUCAAAAGCACGCGUGAGUCUGCGGAUCGUUUAACCGUCUGGAGGCCUCUCAAAGGCGUCGCACCUUUCUCAACACGAAGUUCCGUCGCUUUCCCCAGUCCCUAAAGCUUGCAAUCCAAAUCUGUCUUUCAUUCAAUUUUUUCUCACAAUUUUUUCAAAUAGAAUCCACCUGCCUCUGGCAUUUGAAAAUUGUUGCAUUUUCUUUGAUUUUUUGAGAAGCAAAUAUUUUCGAUAAUUUUGAAUUUUCAUUCAAAUUGUGUCUAUUGACAGACCUACGGGGAAAAAAACUAUCCUGGCCUCACUUCCAAGUCUGUACUCAAAGAAAAGUCUUUUCUUUUUUUUUCAAAUUCAGAUAUCCUUACAGUGGAUAGAAUUAACUAAAAUAACUUUUUUUAGUCUUAACAACUUUUUUCCUUACUCAAAAAAGGUCAAUCAAGAAUUAAAAAUCAAAAACCAAUCUGCAGGAAGUAUUGUUAGACCAUCAAUCCGUAUUUCUAAAAAAACUUCUGAACUAUAAUAAAGAAUAAAUUCAGAACAAAUUUUUGAAAAAUUUGUCUUUUUGAGAACCCUUUUAUCUAAAUUCUGGCUUGAAACAACCCAUAAUCUUGAUAAGAGCGCAGUCUUUUAUUUUCGACUAUCAAUCACUGUUUUCUUCAAAUUUGUCAACUAAAUCUGUAAAAAAGUUUUAUUAUUAGGUGGGACGUUCAUUUUCUACUCUUAAUUAGUUUGAUUAUUUUUGAGCUACGAAAAAUAAUAACGAAGGACUGUCCGACGAGUUCGUCUGCAACUUUAACGACGGCCUUCCAAAAUUUUCCCCUUGCGCAUUUUACGAUAGAAACAGACGGAUCGCGUUGGUUACACCGCCUUGGUCCCAACGUAGCAACUUGCGUCAGUGUUCGCUUUACGGAUCCUCCCUUGUUGCUAAGCUUCGGUCGGUUCGUUAAUUAGGUUAUUGUAGGACUAGUGCUGGAUCUCCAUGUUGUUCCACGCUCCUUUUCGGAUCAGACACUUUGUGAAACCAAAUUACUUAUUUUCCUUUCGCUAAUAUAUCGACUUCUUGCAAGGAUCUCACACAAAGUUUGAUGCGAUUUUUCGAUUUUUUGGGCGUUAUCCCGUUCGUCAGAAAAGUAAAAACGAAAAGAGGGUUAAAAAAUUCUUUAAAAUGUUACCAAGUAGAUUUUUUUUUUGAAUUUAUUUUUGUUUCAAUUUGCUUACUGAAGCCUUGAAAACAAGAAAAUAAUAUUUUUCUUUUGAAAUAUUGGCUCUGGAGAUUUCCAAAAAGCUAUUCAUAUACCUGCGUCAUUUAUCCAUUCCUUUCUCGAAAGAUUGACGUUUUCUCAAUUUUCUUUCGACAGUGUAAUUGAUGGCUAUUUAUUUCCUGAAGUGAUAAUUAAAUUUUUGUCAUAUUUCAUGUUUCUCAACGCUUUUUAUUUUCUGUUUCUCAAGAAGAUGAGCACUUUCAUUUGAUUUGUUCAGCCAUUUUUCUUUUCUCCACACUUCUUUGAGAACAUCGUUUUUGCUCGUUCUGAUCAUACCGAGUCUUUACACAUUGAAUAGCACUUCAGCUGGAGGGCGUCUGUCCUGACUGUACGUCUCGCUUUCUUGCGUCGAUGAAAGCGACGACCGACGGCCGGAUGAUGGAACGCGGAGCCCAGGAGAUGUACGGAGUGCCGGAGCAGCCAGUUCCGCAGGCUCACGUCCACUGUCCCUACGCGGAGCAGCUUCCGCCGCUGCCUGGGCUUUCUUGGCCGCCGCCGUUUGAUCCGCAGUCGUUGAUGGCCGCCGCCACGGCUCAAGCCCAGCUCGCCACUCUUGCCUUGGCUGUGGAUCCGCUUGUGUUCUCGCAGUACCUUGCUGCACAGCCCAACUUUUCCAUGCCACUUUCUCUGCAGCAGCAGAUGCCUGAACCACCGAUUCACAAAAAAGGUAUUUUAUUCAGAAGAAAAUCGCACUCGUGCCACACUGGUUUUUAAAGCAAAUCAAAACAGACAACUUUUUUUCGAGUUUUUUUUAUAUCUCUCAAAAUCAUUCCAAAAUCAACUCAAUUAUUCAUUCUUGCCAAUCUAUACGUUUUUUUUUUCCAGACACUGUCAAUCGUAGUUUUCCCAAAGGUUAUUUCCCUUCUGACGUCAAAAGAUACAAACCAGGGUCUUUGCGCCAAAAGCUGGGCGUUUUUUGUAUUCACUUGCUUCACCUACCGGCUCUUUUUCUCCUAACAUUGAGAAAAGAAUUUUUCGCAGCAUUCACAAAUUGAAAGAAAUUGAUGAGUUCAUUAUUCACCAAAUUAUUUCAAAAAAAUAAGAAAUCAGGUCUGUUUUUCUGUUUUCCAAUAAUUUGGGGAGAAAGUCUAGAUUUUUACCGUAAGAGAAAUAUAAUGUUUCGUAAAACUUAUAAUUGAAAGUUUUUGUAACAUCAGACAUCCGUCUCGCGACAUUUAGGAGCUUCGCUGACGGAAAACAUUCCUCAUCAUUUUUUCAUUUCUUUCCGGCGCGUCUGUUUGAUUUAUGUUAGUCGUGUAAGUAGCGUAACAGCCACCUUACUUGAACUUUUUUUCAUUAUAAACGGCUGUCAUCCAACUCAUUUCUGAAAAAGUUGGUGGUUUUGAGUUUUUAUUCUUUCUGAACCAAAUAGGGAAAUUUCUGGAGAAUUCGAAGAAACUUAGCAGCAAUUUACCUUGAUUUUGUCUGGUUGCAGCUUUGAAAAAAAAAACCCGCUUAUGCUAUGUUUACCGUUAGCUUGGAUCAAAAAAAGAACGAUGAAAUUCCGAAGAUUUUCUUCAUGCUGAUCAAUCCCGAUCAUCUUUCAAGCUAUUGAACUCUAUUCAAAGUUCGAUUCUGGUUCUGAAUUCGGAUCGAUAGCUGUUCUUUCAUUUUUUGCGCUUAGAGUGCAAGCGCCCUUAGCGCGAGUGAGAUGAAACUGAAAACGAAACGACAACAAUUAAUCGCGGUAUGGGGCUAGCUGGAACAGUCUCCGGCGUCCUGAGAACGCCGUGCGUGAGAUUCUGUAUAUCUGUACGUGAGUGUAGUGUGGGAUAAGAGCGUGUCUGUGAGCGUGUCUGGGGGCUUCUGUGAGCGAAGUUCCUGCCAGCCUCAUUCAAUCGUGCGCGUAAACGAGUUUCCGUCCCCUGGCUGCAUCUCCUUUCAAAUCGGCCUCGUCGAACUGAUGCGUUCCUUGGAAGCCGGCCGUUUGAAGAGAUAUUAA